UAUAUGUUCUUCCUUCCUUGGUUACGGAUGUGCUUGCUUUCUCUUGUUGUCUAUGUCAAUUACCUAAUUUUCUGUUUUAUCCUUGUCUCUUCCAGGAAAUAUGGGUUAACUUUAGUGAUAGUCGGAAGGCAAAACGUGCUGUUUUGCUGGAAGAGUUUCAAACUUUUGAGGACAAGUCCAGCGCCAUUAAUGAAAGUACUGGUGUCAGCAAAAGGCUUAUUAAGAUGAUCAUGAACUGUCGCUUCCCUGAUCAGAAAAUGGCUGUUGGAAAGCCUGAAUAUAAAAAAAUUAUUGAAGAGAGACUGAAAAUAGACUGCCUGUAUAAUACAGCUGUAAUGGAGGUAAUGUGGGGCGUACAGCAUUGCAUGCGAAGUUUGGUGCCUGAGGAGAAAUCACAGCUGGCUGAAGCUGACCGUCUCCCGCUGAGUCUAGGACUGCAAUAUGUACUGAGUCAUUAUGGCUGUGAUGUCGAAUCAGAUAUGGUCAGUGAGCAAAUCGUUGCCACGGCUUCUGCCUUGUUUCAGUGUGAUUCUGUUGAGAAGAAGUAUUCUAGAGCCUUGCGCAAUGCAGGUGAUCUCAUUAAGGAUGUAUGUGGCAUCAACUGUGAGGGUUGGACGUUACUGAAAAUUGCAAAAGCUCUGAAGAUGAUAUGGUGGCCUGAAUUUGGCGAUUCCUGUGAGGGAUUGAGAGCACAUCAGAACAGAAGCGAGACACGAAAAAGAAUGAAUCACGAAGAUGGUGCAGAUGAUUGGGGUUCUCAAAGGCCAGAAACGCCGCCACCUUUCGAUGCAUCAGAGUACAGUCAGCUCAUCUCUGCAGGGCCGUUGCUGCCGCUGCUAGAACAGUAUGCAGGCGUAGGUUCUUAUGACCAGAACACUCUUAGGGGGGCCCCGUGGCAAGUGCAGUCACAAGGCGCUAACGCUGACAAAUGUACGGGCAGCCAACUCCAACUAGCUAGUAUGGCUAAUCAAGAGCCUUCGUGCAGCACGUGGAAUCGGGCAGCACCCAUGUACCUGCCAUCGACGUCGUACACAGGUUAUUACGCUGGCGGUGAUCCGGCAAACGUCUCCUGGCAAGCUUCGCAAAUUCCUGGUGGAUCACGUCAUUAUGGUGUAACAAACCACACAUGAUGGUCAAAUACAGCACAACAAGAACCUACAACUACAAUGCACAGCGGCGCCGACACAUCUACUGCGGGGAGCUCUGAGCGCACGGAAGAUGCGUUCCACCAGACAGCAGACAAACAUGCCGCAAACAAUUUCGAGUCAGAGUCGGGAAUGGCAAUCAUUCCAGCAAUGCCGGCAAGUACCCCUUUGAACACAAGCACUGGCAACUCUCAGGUAGAUGGGACUGCCGCCCAUACUGAAGUGAACGAUGAAACUGACGACGACGCGCAAGGGGAUGAAGAUGGUGGGCAAUUAGAGAUCGUGGUGCCUCAGCCACCGUACAUCGGGUAGAGAUUUGAGUCAUUCGAAACAACAAAGGAAUACUACCAGACAUAUGCAAAGUUCCAUGGGUUUGCGGUCAA
This is a messenger RNA of Triticum urartu, 1528 nucleotides long. The record is from RefSeq and is a predicted model, not a curated record. Lineage: Eukaryota; Viridiplantae; Streptophyta; Magnoliopsida; Poales; Poaceae.